Molecule: messenger RNA, 606 nt
Organism: Prorocentrum cordatum
Lineage: Eukaryota; Dinophyceae; Prorocentrales; Prorocentraceae
Source: the annotation of a GenBank genome assembly
GAGUUCGAGAAGAACGGCCGCCUCGAGCCCUGCGCCCCGUGGAACUACUGCCAGAGCAUCGUGAGGGGCCCGUUGUGGGACUCGUCGGGCUACGGGGACAUGGGCGGCGGCGUCGGGAAGCUCGGCGUGCCCCAGCGCCCGAGCAUGACGGACCUGAAGGAUUGGACCGCGAUCUUGCUAUGGGGCGACUUGGCUGACUUCGGACCGAGGAGCAGUGCCACUAACUUCUGCGAGUCGGGGUGGUGGCCCAAUCGUUCGAUCAAGGCCUUCUUCCCCGUGACUGGGAUCGAGAAGUUUCUGAAGGCGGAUGACGAGGGGUGCUGGGGCGUGUUGGUCGUGACGGGGAUGAGCCAGAUCACAGUGAGCGAGCGCUGCAAGAUGAUCUCCGGGGUCGCAGCUGACGUGAAGGAGAUAUUGACAGCAUGGGCGCCGCAUGAGAUGAGGGCGUCGAGGCUGCGCAAGGCGGCUUCCAGGGCGGACAUCCAGUGGCUGAUCGCGCAGAUCGAGGACUGGGCGGCGGAGUCCAUCGGAUUGGCCACGCGCGCGGAGUGGAAGGAUCUCAAGCAGCAGGAUGCGACGGCGAGUCUGGCCGACACCACGAACAAG